AUGUCUUUCGAUCGAGUUCUCCCCAAGCCCGCUGCUCUGCACUAUGACUCCCCUCAAGUUACUCUUUCCAGGCCGACCAGUAACCUCCUCGAGCACAAGAUCAUGAAUGAUAACGUCUCUAAGGUGUCCAUACUGGACCGCCAUAUGGAUGGAGUUCCGGUGGGGAGUUCAUGUCGAUAUGCAGCCGAUGGAUUGCCUCAAGUCCAUCUCUCUUCCUUGAACCGGGCCAAAAUUGCUCUGAACAAGAUAGCUUCCAAUGCUCCCAUCGAGCCGCCAAAGCCCGCGGCUCCUUUGCCAGCAAAGAGCAUCCCGUUCCGAGAACGGUCCUCUGUAUCAGAACGCUCCUCAUCCUCAAGUCCUGUGAAGUCAGCUGCUUCGAGGGAGUCCGUGACCCAAUUUUGUCUGUGUCAACCGGACCCUAAAAUCCCAAGACCUCGCAAUGCUUUCAUCCUGUAUCGUCAGCACUAUCAAGCGGCGGUGGUCGCGCAGAAUCCCGGUCUUGCUAAUCCCGACAUAUCAAAAAUUAUCGGCGAGCAAUGGAGACGGCUUCCCCAGGAGACGAAGGAUGAAUGGAAAGCUUUGGCAGAGGUAAGCAAAAGACGGCCCUGGUGA
Messenger RNA from Aspergillus oryzae RIB40, 612 nucleotides. RefSeq names its product HMG-box domain-containing protein. NCBI's taxonomy places the organism in Eukaryota, Fungi, Ascomycota, Eurotiomycetes, Eurotiales, Aspergillaceae. The record is from RefSeq and is a predicted model, not a curated record. The transcript has 2 exons. Gene Ontology annotation, biological process: negative regulation of transcription by RNA polymerase II; anatomical structure morphogenesis; cell differentiation. Gene Ontology annotation, molecular function: RNA polymerase II cis-regulatory region sequence-specific DNA binding; DNA-binding transcription factor activity, RNA polymerase II-specific. Bases 1 to 612 code for a protein of 203 amino acids.